AGCAAUUGUGAGGGAGGGUUCAUCCUCGCAUCCUUACCUCGGUCACCCAGUUUCCACUUCCACGCCUACGUCGACUCCAAUUCUCGACACCCAUUCGACCACCAUACCAACAGUUCAGACUUCGAAUUCUGCCUAUUAUCCGCCUUCGAUAACAAUGCUUUCUACCUCCCCAUCGAGUUCACUCACCAUGUCACCCUCGACCAUAUCUUCGCUACCGAAUUUUUCCGCCAGACCCUCGUCGCCACACGUGAGCCAACAGAGUCCCCAUUCGACUCCGCCACAUUCAGAGUCGGUGUCAAGAGACGAAUCGAACAUCACGGGGCGUGUUACUGGCCGGAGUAAUGCGAAGCAGACUGAGCCCGGUGCCUCAGUUCAGAAUGAUGCAGAUCGAGGAGAAAGGCAGACCCAUCAGCUGGAGCCGGUACACAUGGAGUUGGUGUAUAGACAUGUAGGGAAGUUGUUGGUUUGUCGGCUUUGCGAGUACCGUAAAGCAAAUGGCUCCAGAGAACAUCCGAUCCGUAUUUUCCCAGACGCGGCCUCCUUCGAAACCUUGACAAGCCAUUGCAGGGAUAUCCACGGCUCGAGGCUAUGUGAUGAGCUGGCCGGUAUGGACGACGAAGGUAUACGUCAGACGAGGGACAGGGUGGCUCGGGAGGACGAAUUUCGUCGUGCAGAGGCAACGGGCCAGAUCAUUGUGGUGGACUGAGGAUAGGUUUCGUUGUG
Stereum hirsutum FP-91666 SS1 is the source of this 723-nucleotide messenger RNA. RefSeq lists its product as uncharacterized. The transcript is spliced from 2 exons. Lineage: Eukaryota; Fungi; Basidiomycota; Agaricomycetes; Russulales; Stereaceae. Bases 155 to 706 code for a protein of 183 amino acids. The record is from RefSeq and is a predicted model, not a curated record.